Messenger RNA from Rotaria sp. Silwood1, 1659 nucleotides. Lineage: Eukaryota; Metazoa; Rotifera; Eurotatoria; Philodinida; Philodinidae. The record is from the annotation of a GenBank genome assembly.
AUGCAAGAAAAAGAGCAACAAUUGAAAUUAUUUCCUGAACGAAAACGUGAUGAUUGGAUAGGUCAUCAUAAAAAUGAUCGUGAUUCAGUAAAAUUAAAACAACAAACGGAAAAUAUAAGUUUAGCUAGUGAAGACUAUCGUCAUUCUUCGUGUAAAUCAAAAGUGAAACGAUUGUCGGAUAAUAUCAGUCAAAAAAAGCUUUUAUUGCAUCUACCAAUUAUACAUAUUCCGGAGAUGUCAGUGAAAACUUUACAGCGAUGGUGCGAAGCUCGAAAUACAUAUCUUGGUCAACAAUAUCCAUAUUUACAAAAACAUCGAAGCAUCAAACAAAAAGAGAAUACAUCAAAAAAUGAAGAAAAUAUAUCUAUUUUUACGGUUGAAUCUGAACAAUUGAAUGCAAUGGAUCUUCCAUAUCGUUCAUUUGAAAAACAACAAUCACAAAAUGUACAAAGUAUUUGUGAUCAUUUGAAAGAUGAAUGUGUCGGAACAGAGCUAAAUGAAACAGUAUUCUUAAAUACAGAUAUCGAACAUAUUGAUCAAGCUAAUCAAGUAGAUUUACCAUCUCCUCAAUCUGAAUUGUAUCUUAAUAAUAGUCAUAAUACAAGUAUGAUAGAAAAUGAACAAAACCAACCAAAAUUAUCGAAACAAGAGUCUGUUGAAUAUUGUGACAAAGCCAUAGAAACAGAUUUAAUCUUAAAUAGUACUGAAAAAGAAAACGAAUCUAUUCAUCAGAAUAUAAAAUUAGUUGAUUCAGCUAUCAAUCAAAUUAAUGAUGACGAUACUAAAACAAUUCUCUCAUCAACUAAAUCAAAUACUUCUAUUUAUGAACAAUUUAAAAUACUAAGAUUUCGUUUCAAACGGCUAUCACAACAACGUCGUCUACUGAGUUGUGUCUUACUUUUAUAUCUUAUUAUCAUGUGUGGUUUACUUGUAGUUAUAUUUCUUUUAUUAUGGGGAUUUCAAGUUGCUCGAUAUGGUGAAUCUUGUUAUAAUGAUAAUGAUUGUAAACGACCAUUUACAUGUUACAAGAAACGAUCAUCAUCAUCAUGGGGUACCUGUCGAUGUCCAUUAAAGUUUGAUCUUGUCAACAAUCAAUGUGUUGGUGAUCUAAAUGCAUUAUGUAGAAAAGAUACUGAUUGUCAACGAUAUAUGGUUUGUUCAGGUAUGGAUGAUGGAACAAGACGUUGCCAUUGUCAGACAUUAUAUAGUUAUAAUACUGAACAAAAACAAUGUUAUGGUGAUUAUCGUGCUCCAUGUCAAAGUAAUAUUGAUUGUCAAGCUAAUCUUAUAUGUAAUAAGACGAGUGCGCCACCAAUGUGUUCAUGUCAAUUAAAUUAUCGAUAUUAUCCAUUAGUACACAAAUGUCGUGGUGAUCCGGGUGCUAUUUGUAAGAUAGCAACUGCUGAAUGUACUGAUAAUGCCGAAUGUCGUGAGGGUGCAUGUGAAUGUGCAUUUCAAUAUGUACCUGAUGAAAAUAAACUAUGUGUUGAUCCAUGUCCUAAAAUAGAACCAAAUCCAGUAAGAAUUCGUUAUCCAGGAAAUUGUCAGCGAUUUAUUGAUUGUCAACAAAGAUCCAAAAAUGAAUGUCCUGCAAUGACAAUAUUCAAUUUUCGUACUCAACUUUGUGAUUAUCCUAAAAAUGUAUUAGAUUGUCGGUAG